Musa acuminata subsp. malaccensis (wild Malaysian banana) is the source of this 490-nucleotide messenger RNA. Lineage: Eukaryota; Viridiplantae; Streptophyta; Magnoliopsida; Zingiberales; Musaceae. The record is from RefSeq and is a predicted model, not a curated record.
CUGGAGAAGCCUAAAAAGAUAAGAAUGGGAAACUGGGAAGCUGAUGUGCUGUCAAAGGAGCAACUGCAGUAUGCAGCCACAGAUGCAUUUGUGUCUUGGCAUUUAUAUCAGCAGAUCCUAAAGGGAUUUCCAGAUGCAAAAUACGAAACAAAAAAUGUGGAGAAAGUAAAAAAAAAUUGACAUCAUGAAUGAGCAUCCAGAGAAGUAAAUUUCUUCCCUGUAACUAAUUUUAGUGGAAAUGUUUAUCUUCUAUGUGUUCUACAUGAUCAGGCCUUUUUUUAUCAACAUCAAGACUUUCUAGGAGAAACUUGUAUCGGCUUUUUUUAGAGAAUAAAUGAUCUUUGUUAUAUGUAUGUGUCAUGUCCUAUGCGGUGGGAAUUUCUGUUGCCCGCAAUAGACCACUGGUGCAACAUCUGAAGUUGACGAAAAUGUGUAAUGAUAUGGUUUCAGUAUUUAUUUUAUGGAUUAAUGCUUCCUCUUUGUUCAAUUA